Messenger RNA from Chinchilla lanigera (long-tailed chinchilla), 3936 nucleotides. RefSeq names its product family with sequence similarity 124B (gene Fam124b). The record is from RefSeq and is a predicted model, not a curated record. NCBI's taxonomy places the organism in Eukaryota, Metazoa, Chordata, Mammalia, Rodentia, Chinchillidae. Gene Ontology annotation, cellular component: nucleoplasm. The transcript is spliced from 2 exons. Bases 319 to 1692 code for a protein of 457 amino acids.
UGUAGGUUUUGAGGUCAAACAGGAACCCUGGGGAAUGCCUGAAAAAGCCAAACAAGCGGUGACAUUCUGCGUAGACUGGGCGACUCGGAGCCACCACUGUCUGCAGAGCGCUGGCUUGGGCGACAGUCGCUCCUCGGUCAUCGGCAGCCAGGAGCGCAGUGACCCCGCUAAGGCUCUGUUCUGAAGCAGCUACUGUAGCCAACGGUCUUCUGGGGGGACAGCAGGCGCCCCGCGGGACCCCAAGGUGGCCUCGCCACCCCUCAUUCAUCCCGCAGACUCCGGCAGUGGGCCCUGCUCUUCGUCUUCCCUCGGUCCCCCAUGGAGGAGACGCGGGAGCCUCUGCCCAUGACCGUCCACCUCCUCGCCGACUGCGGCCACGGCUCGCUCCUGCAGCAGGCUCUGGACCAGCUCCUGGAGUGCAUCCGCCCUGAGUUGCGCCUCUUCCUGGUGUCCGAGCGGGUCAGACCCGUGAAAUAUUAUGAAAAGUUCCACCCUCGGCGUUCCCGGUUCCCGGGGAUGUCUGUCCUGCUCUUCCUGAAUGAAAGCCUAGGAGAGGAGCGGCUGCUCCGCGCCCUGGAGUCCCUGCAGCAGCCGCCCUGGCAGUGCUACCCUCCCCAGGACCCCCAGGGGAGGCUGUGUCCUUACCUCCUCGCCAGCCAGGAGUUCUACAGCCUGGACAGCCGGAUGCCCGUCUGGGGCGUGAGGCAGGUGCACUGUGGCGCCGAGCUCCUCAGGCUGACGCUCUACUGCAGCUUUGAUAACUACGAGGAUGCCAUCAGGCUCUACGAGAUGAUCCUGCAGCGGGAAGCCACUUUGCAGAAGAGCAACUUCUGUUUCUUUGUGCUCUGUGCCACUGAGAGCUUCUCCCUGCAGCUCUCCCUGAAGCAGCUGCCCCCGGGGAUGGCAGUGGACCCCAAGGAGUCUUGUGUGCUGCAGUUCAAGGUUCAGGAGAUCGGCCAGCUGGUGGCUCUUCUACCCAACCCGUGUGUCCCCAUCAGCAGCACCCGGUGGCAGACCCAGGACUACGACGGCAACAAGAUUCUGCUGCAGGUCCAGUCCAAUCCAGGCCUUGGCUCCAGGAACAGCGAGCUCUCUGUUCUGAGCGGCACCAUGGAAGCUGACUCGCCCCAUCCGGGCCCCAGGCUGACCUCAGUCUCCGCACAGAGAACGCUGGAGCCCCGGAGCCGGAGAAGCCGAGCCAGGAAGUUCAAGGUGCGCUCUUUGGAGCUGCCUCAGCCCAGCGGGACACCGGAGGCCAGCUCCAUUGGGGUCCCGAGGAGAAGCCCUGGCUGGACCGCCCAGGCCAGCAGCUCAGCCGCGAGCACCCAGCACCGUCUCCCUUCUCUCCCACUUGGACUCGGGGCCAGAAUGAAAAUCCUCCAGGAAAACAGUUUUCAGAUGCUUGAGGCUGAGAUGAAUGUGGACACGGGGUUCACCGUUAUCAACUCAGAACCCAGACCAUCUUUUUGGAGCAGAUUUCCAAAGGAUUUGCGUGUCAGCCAACCGUCUAGUGUGUCAGGCUCUUUCUUUGAGGUGACUGCCAUAAAAAAUAAAAGGGUCCCAAAAGAACAAGGUCACCCUUUGUCACUCGCUGGUCAAAGUGAAUUUGGUACGAGGAAGAUGACCUCCAGAUGUCUCCUUCAUCUGCCACUCCAGGGUGAAGAAAAAGAAGAAGAAGAAUUCUUUAUAUAAGCACAAAACAAAUGUUUUUGAAAGCACAAGAUCAAAUAGAAUGUUCUAGAAGUGGGGCAUUGACCGCGAAGGGUCCUAUCCCUCUGAGAAAUCUGAAUGCUGUUUUGCACAGGUCUGCAUUGUUUUCCUUUCAAAUGUUCAAAGUGUCCAGGUGCUGCAGUGAUUAUUCGUUUGCUGUCCCCACCCAAAGGAACACAACCAAGCACAGAGAGAAAGCCCAACACCUCCUUCCCUGGAGAUGCACUAACCCAGCGGGAUGUGUGGAGUUCAGCACCUAUCAGGAUAAUUGCAUUGCAUGCAAAUGAAUGGGAUGUGCUACCCAUUGCUGAUUAGUGUAUGCAAUUUAGUUUUAAUUUUCACUGGGUUUGCAUAGCUCAUCUCCUUAAUAGCAUGAACUAUUUAGUCGUAAGUACUUUUAAAUUUUUAUGUGACCUCUUUUAUAAGUAGGCCCUGUUCACCCCAUACCCUCUUGUGAUUUUGCCUUUAAAGUUUGCAGCUGGAAUGAGUAAAAAUGCAGUGUUUUGCAAAUGGUAAACAAUUUAUUUUAUUCCCGUUUAAUGAGAGGGAACGCUGGGAGCUAGAAAACUGGGUUAAGAAUGAAGGGCAGAAUCCAAGGGAUUCCUGUUCCUUGGUGUCUUGUUCUCUCUACACGGAAGAGGCCAGUGGCUCUUCCUCUAGGCCAAAGAAGGCAAUGGAUGAUUGGGAAUUUGAGAUCCCACUGAACACAGUGGGAAGAUUGGAUCACUAGGGUCACCAGAGCAGCACUUUGGCUCUUUGGGCCAUAUCUGAAUCCCCAGUGUCCUCUGAAGCAGUCAUCAUUCAUCCGUUCAUACAGUCACUCAGUAAACAAUUAUUCAACACCUACAUCUGAAAAAAACAUCAUGCAUGUGGUACACAUACACUCCGUGACUGUCGGCACAAGAGAUGUUUAUGGUUUAUAACAAUGAUAAAUCAACUCUCUCAACUCUUAAAAAGGUGUUGAAGCCCCAAGUUAUUCCUCUAAGGACUUCUCUCAGUGAAUGCCUGCAUUUGCCACUGAGAAUAUGAGAAGCCUUUCCAACCUGCAGCUGAAGACUAGGCAAAUUAGGAAUUGCAAUUAUAAUAGCAAGAGAUAAAUUCUCAGUUGUGCACAUGCUGAUUUUUUUUUUUCAUUAGGUGUAUCUGUAAGUUUAAAAUUGUUUUUGAGAUUGUGUAUUUUAGUUAACUUAUAAAGUUAUUUGACCCUAGGACCUUCAUUUUCCAGGACAGCAGGAUAGAUAUUAUGUAGGAUAUAAAUGCUGAUUUAACUGGAGUUUUGCUUUUUAUAAUGUUGGUGAGAAAACCAUUCUAGGCAAGUGCUCUCCCACUGACUAUGCCACAAGCGCCUAGCUGGAUCUUCCAAAGACCUGGAUGCUUACUACCCCCAGAGGGGAGAAAGUUAAACUGAGCCCUAAAAACAGGUCUUGUGGAAGCAUGGUAGGUUGGGUUUGUGUGGUCUGCCCAGAAAAUGAGUAGAAGUGAAGAAAGCUACAAAUGGACAAAAAAGAGAUUUCUUUGUGUCCUUAGAACAUCAGUAUAUUCUCAUUUCCACUUUAUGUCUUUCUCCCAGAUUCAUAUUUGAGCUUAGAAAAACAGACUGAAAAUCUUUACUUCAAUAGAGGUUUCCAUAACAAGAGUUUUUUAAAAAAAGUUUUAUUUCACUUAGUUACUCUGCAACCUUGAAAAGCACAGCAGGGAGAAGCUUUAAAAUUUCCUGCUCACUGUUUUUGACAUUUUCUAAAUUCCUUUAACAUAAUAUGUGGGUGAGAAUAUAAAUACAUGGAAUCAUACAGAAUAUUUAGAAAUUCAAAUGAAUACCUUACAAAAUUGAUUUGUAAAAUAAUAUACUCUUAAGAUGUCACCUAUGGUAACCUACUCUCAGUGUGAGUCUAAUUUACAACGUGAUGGCAUGGAAAUGCCACUUGACAGGUGGGGGAGGCCUGAAUUUUAAAUGUCCUAUUUAUGUGACCUUGAACAUGUCAGUCUCUGUGAUCUUCUUUUGUUUUAUCUACUGUAACAAAGGUUGUUCAGAGAAUCAAGAUGAUGUAUAUGAAAGCAUUCAGGUAUUAUUGAGCAGCAGAUAUUAUUAUUGUAUUUUAAUUUAUAUUAUAUUGCAUCAUUAAUACAAGUGGUUGUCCAGACUCAGUUUUAAAAUGUCAUGAGAACUCCAUUUUUUAUGCAGCAAGUUUUAGUAAAAUCAAUGAAACAAUAAAAACUCCACCUAAG